ACUCUCGCGCGACUUCCAGUUAGCGCCCUCUCGUUAACCGGAUGUUGAUGUUUGCUGGUGCUUUCGCCCCGCCCCUUUUUCUCAUGCCUGUGUAGCGCGGAGUGCGGAUCUUCUUCCUCCUCUACUUAUUUCCUCAGCUUUGGAAGUGGCGAUUUUUGCAAAAACAAAUGGGAAACCUACCCUAGGAUGUCCGGAGGGGCCGCAUCCGUCACAUCAAAAACGUCAAGAGGUCUCGCGGCACCUUAAAAGACUAAAGUUGCAAUCCAGUGUUUACCAUUAGGUUUAGUGGGACUUACUCCUAGAAAUGAUCAACUUCCGCAACGUGUAGAGUUAUAACAUGGUGGCUGGGACAGUAUCUGCAUGGCAUCAGAACUCUGUAAAACUAUAUUGGAGGCAAAGCUAGAAAGACACAAGAACUUAUUCUUAAAUUACCGUAAUCUGCAUCAUUUUCCUUUAGAAUUGCUGAAGGAUGAAGGUCUUCAGUAUUUGGAGAGACUCUACAUGAAAAGGAAUUCAUUGACCACCUUGCCGGAAAACCUAGCCCAGAAGCUUCCAAACCUUGUGGAACUAUAUCUCCAUUCAAACAAUAUUGUUGUUGUACCUGAAGCAAUUGGAUCCCUGGUUAAACUGCAGUUUUUGGACUUGAGUGACAAUGCUCUUGAAAUUGUAUGCCCAGAGAUUGGCCGCCUGAGAUCUUUACGCCAUCUUCGAUUGGCUAAUAACCAGCUGAAAUAUUUGCCAGCAGAGGUUGGGGACCUUAGAGAGCUGCAAACGCUGGACAUCUCAACCAAUCAUUUGUUAACUUUGCCUGAAAGGCUGCACAUGUGCCUCUCUCUUCAGUACCUAACGGCUGACCGGAACCAUAUGUGGUAUGUCCCUCGCCAUCUCUGCCAGCUUCCCAGUCUUAAUGAAUUGUCCAUGGCUGGAAACCGCCUUGCGUUCUUGCCACUUGAUUUGGGUCGUUCUCGAGAACUACAGUAUGUUUAUGUGGAUAACAAUGUUCACCUGAAAGGGCUUCCCUCUUACCUCUAUAAUAAAGUCAUUGGUUGUAGUGGCUGUGGUUCUCCUGUUCAGAAGUCAGAGGUGAAGCUUCUCUCCUUUUCAUCAGGACAGUUGACAGUUUUUCUCCCAGCAGAGGUGAAGUCGAUUGGGUCAGAGUUGGACCGCGUUCUGCCCUUGCAGGAGAUGGCCAUGCGGACACUGUAUAACACAUACUGCAGAUUUUUAAAAGAUUUGAAGUUCCUGAAUCCAAUCUCAUUACCCAGAAGUCUCUUGGAAUUGCUCUACUGCCCUCUGGGACACUGCCACCGUUGCAGCCAGCCCAUGUUUACUAUUGUCUACCCAAAGCUCUUCCCCUUGAGAGAGACGCCGAUGGCUGGAUUGCAUCAGGGGAGGACAACAGUUAGUUUUGUGGCCUACUGCUGCUCCACCCAGUGUCUGCAGACUUUUGACCUAUUGAGUUGAUAAGUACUUAAAGCUGUUCAGGAGCGGUGCCAGUUUCAAGCUGCAUUAGGCUGUGUCUCCUGGUGGUGCUCAAAGACAGCGUGUGUGUUUGUGUGUGUGUUUGCGUGUGCGCCUGCGUGCCAAAGCAGCCGGAUGAGGAGAGGUGCCCGGCUGGGAACACUGCGAGCCACUUCAGUCCUGUGCCCCUAUCAAAUUUGGAUGAAAGGCAGAACUCUCUUGGAAGCCUUUGGAUACUCCAGCUUUCGAAAAGGUUAACACCUUCCUGUUUCUCCCCAGGCAGAAUGUAAAUGCAACAAACAUCAAGGAAGCAAAUGACCUCCAGGACACCCUCAUGUUUUGCACUUACAAUUCUAGUUGCAUUCAUACAUGACUUCAUUCAAAGCGGUUUUGAGUACUCGGAUGACAUAAAUGGAUGUUUUUUAACCAUA
This is a messenger RNA of Rhineura floridana, 1892 nucleotides long. It is a transcript of the gene LRRC28, whose product is annotated as leucine rich repeat containing 28. Gene Ontology annotation, molecular function: protein binding. The record is from RefSeq and is a predicted model, not a curated record. The transcript has 11 exons. Bases 361 to 1464 code for a protein of 367 amino acids. Lineage: Eukaryota; Metazoa; Chordata; Lepidosauria; Squamata; Rhineuridae.